Molecule: messenger RNA, 1179 nt
Organism: Entamoeba nuttalli P19
Lineage: Eukaryota; Evosea; Mastigamoebida; Endamoebidae
Product: WD domain, G-beta repeat-containing protein
Exons: 1
Coding region: 1-1179 (392 amino acids)
Biological process (GO): rRNA processing
Cellular component (GO): small-subunit processome; Pwp2p-containing subcomplex of 90S preribosome
Molecular function (GO): protein binding
Source: RefSeq, a predicted model, not a curated record
AUGAAUCAAGACAAAGAUGAGAUUGGAUUAUUUGAAGAUAAAAAUGAAGAAAUUAAAAAAGAAGAAGAGGAAAAUGCUUGGGAGGAUGAAGAUGACCAAAAUAAAGUAAAAAUAGCAACAAGUAAGAGAUAUGAAGAUAUUUGGAAAAGAAAAGAGGUUGAAGAAGAAUUAGAUGAAAAUGAUAAAACAUUAUUAAAAACUGAAGUCAAACGAGAGAAAAAAGGAAAAAAAAUCAAUGAGUUAAAUUUUGAGUUAUUAAGGAAUGCAACAAUGUUAAGAAAAAGUAAAGGGAUUAUUACUGGAACACAAUUUUAUGAUAAAACACCUAUUUUAAUGACAAGUGGAAGAGAUCAAUUUCUUCAUUUAUUUGCAAUGAAAAAAGAUAAAUGUUUUCCUAUUGGAGAUAGAUUACUUGAUCAACCAAUUGAAUUAGCAAAAUUUGUUGAUGAAUCUGUUUUAAUGACAUUUAAUAAACCAAAAGUAUCAUUAUAUGAUAUGAAUUCACAUAAAAUAAAAAAUAUUCCAAAACUUGAUGGAUAUGAUGAAAUAGACCUAAAUUAUUUUACUGUUGGAUCACAAUAUAUUUCAUUUAUUAAUGACGGUAAUCUCAGUUCAAUUCUUGUUGAUAAAAAAUCAUUUCAAGUUAUUGAUGAAUUAAAAGGUGCUAGACAAAUAUUAGGAAGUGUAUUUCAUCCAACUGAAGAUGUAUAUUUAACAUCAGGUAAUUAUGGUACAAUUAAUAUUUGGGACCUUAAAAAGAUGAGAUGUAGAUCAUUAGUAUAUGAUGAAGGUGCAAUUAAUGUUACUUCUCUAGCAAUUUCAAAUAAUGGAGAAUAUAUUGCAUGUGGAUCAGAUGGAGGAAUUGUCAAUUUAUAUGAAUGGAAAUCUUUUGAAAAAGAUUCUCAUCCAAAACCACUUCAUACAUUUAAGAAUCUUGUUAAUGAUUGUAAUCAUCUUGUUUUUAGAAAUGGUCUUCUUUUAAUGUCAUCUUCAAAAGGAGAUAAACAAAUAAGAAUUGCUAAUGUCCAACAAAGAGUUGUUUAUUCUAAUUUCCCUGGAUUUUCUAAGUUUGGAAGAAUUCAAGAAAUAGACCUUUCUCCAAAUGCUCGUUAUAUGGCAUUUGGUAAUUCAACAGGAAAUGUAAGUCUUGUGAAAUUAACUGAUAUGCCUGGUUAUUGA